AUGGUUCUGGAACGCAGAGAGGAGCGGCGGGAGAAAAUCGCGCGGGAGUUUGUGCCGUUAGACCGGCUCGAUCGUGAAGAGGGGGGAUUGCGGGGGUUCGCGAAUGGUCUCUCGCGGAAAGAGACAGGGGGAGGCGGAGGGGCGGCGGAUAGCGGGGCUGGUGGUAGUGAGAACAGCGGCAGUGGCAGUGGUGGCGGUGGCAGCGGUGGUAGCAACUCCAACAGCGGUGCUUUUGUAGGAGGUGCAGCAGGGGAAGGUGGGACGGGGAGUGAUAAAAACGACAGGGCAGGCUCGGGAGGUGGAGGGGGAGAGCAGCAAGGGAGCAACGGGAAAGGCAAGAGAGAAGCAGCUCAGACCCAGCUAGACGAAGACGAUAUCCCUCUGCUUAUGCCUUUAAAGGGGUUGUUUAAAAGCAAGGAUCUUGACGAGGAGAUUAAAGAGGAGGAAGAGGAGGAGAGGAAGAAGGGGGAGAGGGGGGCGGAGAGGAAGCGGCAUGUCGCGAGACGGGAGUUUCGAAGCGAUGACUGGAGUCACCUGGGGGAAACGCGGCCUGGGUUGUCGUCUGGUGAGAGCGGUGCCGGUGGGGGUGGUGCUGGAGCGAACACAACUGGUGCUGCUGCCACUGGGGCUUCUGCUGGUGAUGGUGUUGCCAGGGAUGGUGGCAGUGCUAGUAACGAAGCCAGCAAUGGCGCGUUAGGUGCUUCUAACGGAGAUUCACAGGAAACCGCAGCCGCAGGUACCCAAGCCAGCACUGGUGCCACUAAGGAGGGCGAGAAUGGGGCUGCCAAGCCAAGUGUGACUAAAACGAAUGAGACGAGUGGUGAGAAGGGCGGCGAUGUGGGUCAGCUAGUGGGGCGAAUCCUCGAUAGGCUGGACGAUAUGGAAGACGAGGGGGGUAAGUUCAACAAAACCCUCGAAAAACAAGAGGCAGUUCUGGAAACAGUCGCCCGGGUGGGUAAACACCAUGUGCUAGAAGAGGUGAAGGAGAGGGAGCAGCGGGAGGAGCAGGAAGACCGACAGGUUCUAGAGGAAGCAGAGAGGGAGGAAGCACAGGAGAAGAUGAAGCAGCUAGAGCAGGUAGCUCUAGCCAUGGCUGCUGCUGAAGCCGAGAAGAAGGCGAAAAAGAAAGGGGUGGCGGCGGUGGCCGCGGUGGUGAGUCAAGGCGUGAAAGCGAGCGAAGUGUCGCUUUUUGACCUGGUGUUUGGGCGGGAUAGCAGCGGGAAGCAACCUCCCCCAGUUUCGCCCUCCCCCAGCAUCCGUACGAAGAACCUGACCAGGCUAGCUGCAGCUAAGAAGCGGUUUGCUGAGAGAGCAGGGCGGGGGGCGAGGGAGAAGGAGAGAUCUGAGAGGGUGGAUGAAGGGGAGAACGAUGUUCCGAGGCUGAUAGACUCGCAGGACAACGAGUACGUUAUAAGCAGCCCCGGUAAGGGGUCGAAGAUGCAGCUACAGGAGGACUUUAUGCUUAUAUCGGAUGUGGUGAAGGUGAUAGUGGCGGCGGCGCUGGGCGGGCUUGCGUGUGGGCUGGUGGGGCAGCCGAUCAUCUUGGGGUACAUCGUUGCAGGGAUGAUCAUAGGGCCUGGUGGAUUCGGCCUCAUUCACGAGCUCGUGCAGGUGGAGACCCUAGCACAGUUUGGGGUGGUAUUCCUGCUCUUUGCCAUCGGGGUGGAGUUCAGCCUCGCCCGCAUGCAAGGCGUGCACGCCGUGGCGCUAGCGGGCGGCAUAAUCCAGAUCGGCCUGUCCAUGGUGCUGGGCGGCAUCGUGAGCUCCAACACCCCCCAGGGGCUGUUCAUAGGGGGAUUCCUCUCCAUGUCGUCUACUGCUGUGGUGCUCAAAUGCCUCAUGGAUAUCAACAGCAUGGGCACCGAGCAUGGGCAGAUCAUGCUCGGAACCCUCAUCAGUCAAGACUGUGCCCUCGGCCUCCUCCUCGCAAUAAUGCCGGCGCUCGCCGCCCGCCCCGCGUCCGCCUCGGCCAUCCUUCUCGCCCUGCUGCGCGAGCUCCUCAUCCUCCUCGCCUUCGCCCUCAUCGCCUGGCUGCUCGCCCGCUUCUUCGUGCCCCGCUUCCUCCCGCUGCUGCUGCGCCUGGCGCGCGGGUCGUUCAACAGUGAAAUCUACCACUUAGGCGUGGUGGCAGUCUGCUUGUGCAUCGCUCUGCUCUCCGAGGGGCUCGGCUUGUCACUCGAAGUCGGAGCGUUUGUGGCUGGCCUCAUGCUCUCAGGCAACAGCUACAGCGAGCGAACUUUACACCAAGUGGAGCCCAUCCGCAACCUCUUUGCGGCGCUCUUCCUGGCGAGCAUAGGCAUGGUCAUGCACCCGCUCUUCCUGUGGCAGCACAUCGACAUCCUUCUCGCUGCUGUGGCUGUUGUCUUUUGCGCCAAGGCCUGCCUCAUUGGGUUUGUGGUUCGGGCGUUUGGCUACAGCACCGGCACAGCCGCCUCAGUCGGGGUGGCUCUAGCGCAGAUCGGGGAGUUCUCCUUUGUGCUCCUCUCCCGCGCUCAAACCCUCAAGCUCGUCGGUCACAAGCUCUACCUCCUGCUCAUGGGCACCACGGCGCUCUCCCUCGUCCUCACCCCCUUCACCUUCCUCUUUGUCCCCCGCCUAGCCCUGCUCUUCCCCUCUACUCGCUCCCGGGCCCGGGCUAAGGCGUCCCCCGCCCCUGCUGCUGCACAGGAGAAGAUCAAAUCGGGGUAG
Molecule: messenger RNA, 2688 nt
Organism: Closterium sp. Yama58-4
Lineage: Eukaryota; Viridiplantae; Streptophyta; Zygnematophyceae; Desmidiales; Closteriaceae
Source: the annotation of a GenBank genome assembly